AUGGCAGAAAAAAAUAAGUUGCCAGGACAUGUUUAUACUGAUGCAAGUGGGGAACGAUCCAAAGCCUUUUUCUUGAGAAAGUUAAGGACAGUUAACCCACUGAAUUUUGCUGAAAAGGAGAAGGCAGCAGCUAGGGCUCUGGAAGAUGUGAAGGCUAACUUCUACUGUGAAUUAUGUGACAAGCAGUACCAUAAACACCAUGAAUUUGACAACCACAUCAAUUCCUACGAUCAUGCACAUAAGCAGAGAUUGAAAGAGCUCAAACAAAGGGAAUUCGCACGAAAUGUGGCUUCAAAAUCCUGGAAGGAUGAAAAGAAACAGGAGAAAGCUCUCAAACGACUUCAUCAGUUGGCUGAAUUGCGGAAGCAGUCAGAAUGUGUUGCCGGAUGCAGACCCAUGUUUAAAAGUCCCCAGGUAGUUGUAGAACAACCACAGCAACGAGCGCAAGAAACAUUUCUCUUAGCUCAAGAGGGGAAGGCCAAGACUGCAGCCGAAGGGCAAAGUUCCACCAGCAACAAUUCCGAAAAACUACAGGAACCCUUGUUAAACAAGGAUCAGUCGUGCAUAGAGAGACACCAUUUGCUUAGAAAUCAUCUCUCUCCAGCAUUCUCCUGCAGCACCAAUGCUUGUAACAGGACAGGGGUAUCUUUUUCCUUCUCUAAAAAGGUCCACUUGAAGCUUGAGUCAUCAGCAUCUGUGUUCAGUGAGAAUGUGGAAGAAGCAUAUGACUGCAAUGGAUCACCAAGGCAAAACGUGAAACAAACUGCUGAGGAAUGCUACACUUGCAUACAUAUGAGUGGCAAGAGGAAAACUAAUGUGCAAAAACGAUUAAGCACACUUCAGAGCCACCAAGGCAGCAUUGAAUCAUGCAACAUGGCUGGAAAAAAUAAACCACAGAAAGAAAAUGACCAAAACAGCAACAGAGGAUCAGUGGAAACUCAUCUUCCAUUUCAUAAGGAUAAACAACAUUCUCCAGAUUCGGAAUGUGCCAGGUCUCCAGAUAUAAAAGCAAGACACCUAGUCAAGACUCAGAAAUCCAUACAAAGUUUUAUCACAUCUCAGUGCCAAACUAGCAGUGUUUGUAUACAACAAAAAGCUUACAAGCACAGCAACAUCCUGCUAGCAGAGUGUGUCUCCGAGUUCUCAGGCCAACAGUCACCUGAAGGAGGACAUUCGUGUGAGUUGAACUUUAAUCCCUGUAUAUUCAAACACUCUUCUGAUUCUUCAAAAACUGUGACUGCAGUCAAUGAAACAUCAAAAGGUGACGAUCUGGUUCAUGAAAUUAAGCCUAAAACACUGCCUUUUCUUCAUGUACUGAGUAAAGAUGGCAGCACAGCCUUACACUGGCCCAUGGAACUUCUUUUGUUUACAAAAACAGAACCUUCUAUUUCUUAUGGCUGCAAUCCAUUAUAUUUUGACUUUAGACUUCCCUUAUCCCAUAAAGACAAUGGGCAGCAUGAAGUCAAUCCAGAACUUUCUAAAGAGUAUUCAAGAACUAUGGACAUAGAUGGAAAGGAAGCCUCGGGUCUAGCCAAGAAGAAGCAAUUGUCCAGUGGAAAAGAUAACUUUUUAAAGCCAAAGAAGAACAGAGCUCUGUAUUUCAAAAGGUCCCAGCCAAAAUUAUAUACAGACAAAGAAAACAAAAUUAAUUACAGUGCUCCAAAAUACAUUUCAGACAAUUUGAAUGAAAAUAUACCUAACGUGCCUGCUCACCUUGAUUGCUCGCAAAGGCAUUGUGCAAUAGCAACAAGUCCCCAUACAGCAAUGUGUGUGAGAUCUUUAGCACAGCAUUUUCAGAACUGUGAAACAACAGUACAGGAUGAAGUCAAUGAAAAUGUUUGUAUUUAUCCCUUGGCGUCCAGGAUGAAAAAGCAAAAAUGUGGAAAGUGUGAUUUGAUGUAUUCCCAGAGACAAACCAAUCUGGAUUUGGUCACCUGUACAAGUGACAUAAGUGAAAGUGGAAAAGAUACAAUUCUUGGUUGUAAGUUAGACUGCCCUGGUGAGUGCUUGGAAAAGGAAAGCAAUGUGAGUUUUGCCAGUGAAUUUUGGAGAUUCUGUCCUUUGCAAAAACCCUGGUCUGACAGACAGUCGAAUUAUUCUGACACCUCCAUCAAUAGUGAAACUAGCAACACAAGUUGCUAUUGUAAUCACAGAUCAAGCAAUCACAGUAGAAGUAAUUUGCCUUUUUGUUGCAAAAGGAAACAAAAGUCAGUUGGAAGACAGAAAUGUAAACACAAAAAGCACAACUGCCUUUCAUCUUCUGAUGAAGCAAAUGUGGACUGCCUUGUCCACAAAAAAAGUCAGCGACCUACAGAUUGUACUCAGAGGCAUCCAAUAAAAUAUCAGAGACUUUUGAGAUAUGGGCACUUGCUACAAAGAGACACAGCAAAGCAAAGUAGAAAUAGAUAUCCUGUCUGUAAACACAGCAGGAGCAGGAGGUACAACAGCUCCAAAGGUUCUUCCAUCCACGAUUCAGGGAGCAGUGAAAGAUCGUCAAGUUCCACUCGAUCUAGAGAUAGCAGUUCGGGAUCCUUCAUGAAAGAAUCAGUGCACAUCUGGGACAAACAUAAAGAGGCUAUGCGAAGCAGCGAAGAAGAAAAAUCCUGCUCUGCCCAUUCAGACAGCCAGAAUGUGACUUGUGCCUCUAAGCAUACUGGAAUUUACUCUGUAAACUGGUUAGAAAAGGAAGCAGUGGGACAGAAGAAGUCAUUAACUGCCAAGUUACUUUUACAAAAGGUGAAAUCCAAAAGAAGCCAGGAGCAAACUGAAAGCACUGAGAGCUUUUCGAAAGCUUGCAGGAUAGAUGUCCCCUGUAGUCAGCCUGGCACAUCUUCCAUGGAGAGUGAAGCAAUACUACCUUCACGGGAGAAAACACUCAAUGUUGAUAUGAACUGUGUGUGGAACCAUGAAACUGGCAAAGUGGAAAACCACACAAGCAAACUUUUGACCAUAGAUAAUAUUAUGGGUAACACUAGCUACAGUAAUUGCCUGCUCCAAGACUUAAUUCAAAGAGGAACCAACUGCCAAACCCUAAAUAUGGAAGCAAGCACAGCAAUAAAGGAGAAGCCAGAUCUCUUAACUGGUGAAACACAACCCCUUCUGCAAAGCUGUGAUCCAGUGGCAGGUGAUUUUCCUGGUGCUUUUGUUUCUCAUAGAUAUUCUCUUACUCCAAAUUUAACAGAGACCAAAGAAGAAUACAAUGCAAGGAUGGACUUGCAUCAAGCAGAAGGAAAUCUAAACUAUUACCCUGACAAUGCUAUGCAUAAAUCCAGUGAAACAGAAUACAAGACUGAACUUUUUAGUAAGUGCAUCUCCUCUCCUUUAACACAACAGCCUAUAACAUUUUCCCCCGAUGAAAUAGAUAAAUACAAGUUUCUACAGCUACAGGCCCAGCAACACAUGCAGAAACAGCUUGUAGCGAAGCAUCUCAAGGUCCUGUCUAGUACUGGACCAGCCGCUUUCUCCGCACCCCCGGCAGUUCAGUCUGUUCCGGUCCAGCAGCACACUUCUGUAGCCACCCUCCACCAAACGUUUUUGCAAAGCUUUGCUUUGUCCACGGGGGUUCAUCCACAUAGCAGCCAUCUUUCCCUGACCCAUAUACAUCCAUUCUCACAGUCUCAUCUUGCUCCAAUAUCGCUUUCGCCAUUUGCUUCAACCUUCCUGCCUACUCACUCAGCGCUAUUGUCAGGUCAUCCAUUCCAUUUGGUAUCAGCAACUCCUAUUCACCCUGCUGCCCAGCUGGCAAUCCCAUCGUUGCCCCACGCUGCCUUUAUUCCUACUUUGUUCACGCCACAGCUGAAUGCAGCUGCAUCUUCCACAAUGCAUUUCAAUCCUUUAAUUCAUCCAGUAUUCCAGGGACAGAAACUUCCACAUCAUUCUUGA
Molecule: messenger RNA, 3882 nt
Organism: Python bivittatus (Burmese python)
Lineage: Eukaryota; Metazoa; Chordata; Lepidosauria; Squamata; Pythonidae
Source: RefSeq, a predicted model, not a curated record